UUCUUAUUGCGGUACUUAUUGCCGUUGAUGAUGCAACACCAUAUGAUCUGAAGGAUUCAAUUAGCAUUCUUCAAAAACGUCAAGAUCCCAAACCGCCAAAAGAGCCUGUACCCGAACCAUCGAAAGUGCCUGAACCGAAAAAAACUUGCGCUUCUCCCGAUGAUCCAGGAUGCAAGCCUCCACAAGGA
Molecule: messenger RNA, 188 nt
Organism: Funneliformis mosseae
Lineage: Eukaryota; Fungi; Glomeromycota; Glomeromycetes; Glomerales; Glomeraceae
Source: the annotation of a GenBank genome assembly